AGCGUGAGAGAGAGAGAGAGAGAGAGAGGGGUAGGUAGGUAUGGCAGUGAACAGAAGUGGUUUAUUGUAGGUGUGUAAAGAUCAAACUCAAGUUUUUUUCCAGUGUCUGAUGACUCUUGUUUUCUCUUCUGUUGAUCAGGAUCGAAUCAUGAGUGGUGAAUGGCCAUUGGGAGAUGGGAGUCCAGCAGCGUCGGAGGAGGACGAGAAACAUGAGGAGCUGUGGGAGCGAGUGGAAGGAGUCAGACACAAACUCACUUGCAUUUUAAACCCAGCGAAACUGACGCCGUACCUGCGGCAAUGUAAAGUUAUAGAUGAGCAGGAUGAAGAUGAGGUGCUGAAUUCCAGUCAGUUUCCAAUGAGAAUCAGCAAAGCUGGUCGUUUAUUGGACAUCCUGAGGGGUCGUGGUCAGCGUGGUUUACAGGCCUUCAUGGAGUCACUGGAGUUUUACCAUCCUGAGCAAUACACACAACUGACAGGAGAAAAAGCUACACAACGCUGCUCCAUCAUGUUAGAUGAAGAGGGUCCAGAAGGUUUAACUCAGUUUCUGCUGGUUGAGGUUCGUAAGUUGCGUGAGCAGUUGCGCGGCAGUCGUUUGUGUGAACGGCGUUUGUCCCAGCGCUGCCGUAUGGCCGAGGAGGAGCGCAGUCGAGCCGAACGGAAAGCACAAGAGCUACGACAGGACAGAAUACAACAGGAGAGGUUAAGGCAGGAUUGGGAGUCUGGUAGUCGUGAGUUGGGUUUACUGAAGGAGAGACUUUUGGAUCAGACUGUGAAAUAUUCACGAGUGUUAGAGGAGCAACGAAAAUCUGCGGCACAUGAGAGAGAACUGCUUACUGAGGUGGAACAGCUCAGAAAGAGAUUGCAGGAAGCAGAGAAAACAGGAGAUGGCGUCUCUGCCCCCUCGCUGACCCAUCAGGUGAGCCGUGAGGUGUGUGACCACACCCCCAAAGGCCAGGAGGACACACCCCUACCUUCUGUGACGAACAGAAAAUGUAUCACAGGAAGUCAGGCUCUGUUGGAUAUUCUCCAGCAGGAUCGGAGAGAAGCCGCUGAGCAGAGACAGGAGUUGUGCAGUACUAUUGCUUGUCUGCAGGGGGAGCUGGAGAGCUCAGAGGCUCAGAGAGAAAAGCUGUCGUCUCAGUGUGAACAGUUGCAGUUGCGGGUCAGGACUUUACAGCUGGACUGGGAGACGGAGCAGAGACGAGGUGUUUCAUACUUCAAUCAGAUCAUGGAGCUGGAGAGAGAGAGAGAUCAGGCUUUGCGCAGUCGUGACAGCCUGCAGCUGGAGUUUACUGACUGUCUCUUGGAUAAAAAUCGUCUGCGCAAACGUAUUGCAGAGCUGCAGAGCAAUUUGGAGCAGCUGCAGAGAGAGACGGAGAGAAAUCAAGAGAAGAGAGAUCAGAGCGCCACCUGUCUGAACUGUUCUCAUCUGUCAUUGUUCAGUGAGGAUCAGUGUUUUGGGCCCUGUUGUUCUGGAGAUUUGAGCCCCAAUCUACACACACGCGGAGAUCAGAGGAAGUCGUCCUCUGGAGGUCAAAUCAGUGAAGACUCUUAUUCAAAUUUAGAGGACAAUCUGCUGACACCAGAGUGUAACACAGAGAAAGACAUUAACAGACUCUCUACAUUUCCAUUUCCUCCCUGCAUGAACUCUAUCCACCGCAGAGAAAACAUUGAGUUUGAUUUAAACUCUUGGAGGAGUGAUGAGAAUGAGCCAAACACAGAGGAUUCAGAGUUGUGGAGUUCAUGGAGUUCCCUGCCGUCUCAACUCUUUCCUCCUGACCUGAUCACUGUGCCUCCUCCCCUUCCCACCAAACCAUCAUCAUCCUCACUGGGGUUAUCUCCUUUGGUGUCCUCUUCACCUAAAAGCAUCAGUCUGGCUAAUGACAUCACUAUUGUGGGCGGUAACAGGACGGGUAUAUUUGUACAGAGCGUGAAAUCAGACUCAUGUGCAGCGCUGUGUGGUCUGAGAGAAGGCAGUGAGUUACUGGAGCUGGAUCAGGUGUUUUGUGGAGGAGGUCGUGUUCUUCUAAAUCAGUGUACCGGUGAAGUGGCUCAUUUCUCUCUGCAGUGGUGGACAGAACCAGACUCACUGAAACACACACACAAUCAACAGAAAUACAGUGAUUUAACAGCUGAACUCUUGUCUCCUGACUUCACUGGUGCUGACUCUUUCUAUGUGCGUGUGAACCUUGACCUCUCGUCCCAUGGUGACCCCCCGUGUCUCAGGGUUCACUGUGAUGAUGUGUUGCAUGUCACUGACACACGUUACAACGGCAAAUAUCAGUGGCGCUGCGUCCGCUUGGACAAACAAACAGCCAAACCACUACAGGCCGGAGCAGUGCCUAACUACAACAGGGCUCAACAGCUUCUGUUAGUGAGACUCCGCACAAUGGCACUGGAACAGAAUCAAUACAGGAUAAAAUUUACUAAGAAAAAUCCUGAUCGUGUUCGGCUGAUCAAAGCGGUUGCAUCAAACUAUCGUGCGAUUGGCUCGUCCCCUCCGGUGCUGUACACACUUAGUACCCGUCAUGAAGAGCAGUUGAUUCCCUACAGUCUGGUUCAGUUAACUCAUGUGUCCAGUAAGCGUCCAGUGAUUUUCUCUCCUUGUAUUUUGUCCCGUGGGAUCAUCGAGAGACUCCUACAGCCUGCUGAAUCCGGUCUGGACUUUAACACCUGCCAGCCAGAGCCACUGGAGGAGUGCAUGUGUGAGGAUCAAAGUGUUUUCCUGUUAGACUCCUCAGAUCAACCCAUGGGAAUCAAACUACAGAGUAUUCAGGAGAUCAUUAACCAGGAGAAACACUGUCUGCUUCCUCUGGGUUUGAGCAGUGUAGAGAAUCUACUGAAGCAAGGCGUCUAUCCCAUCAUCAUCUACAUCAAACCUAAAGACAAGAAGGGCAGAAAAUUCAGGAAGCUGUUAUCAGGAUGUAGGGAGGAGGAGGUGAUGGAGGUCUGUCAGAUGGAGGAGCUGCAGUUAGAGACUCUUCCUCUGAUGUUCAGUACCGUUGAGCCGAACACAUGGACCAGCACAGAUGAUCUUCUGACCGUCAUCCGCAGUACCAUAAUUAACCAGCAGAGAGCAGUGGUGUGGCUGGAGCAGGACAGGAUCCAGUAGAUGAGGACGAGGAGAUCUUCUGGAUCAUCAUAAAAUCCUAAAAGUCUACGUACGCACAAAAGCCAAAAAUGGCAUACACCAAAAAAUAUUAAGACUUAUAAAACAAAGUAAUGUUCCCUUUAUAAAUCACAGAUCACCUGCAAGUGUGCGUACAUGAAUCAUCCUCAGAUCUCACCCUGCAAGCCCAUUUUCCCAUAAGGUUUGUUUUUAUAGAUCACAACCCUUGUGUGGGAACUGGUGUACGCACGUUUCCAGCCCUGUUUUGUGUGUGCGCAGGCUUUAUAAAUGAGACCCCAAAUUUUUUGAGUUUAUCUUUUAUCUUGGAUUAUUGUAAGGAGUGUUAAUAAGCAUAUUAGUUAUAUACUGAUAAUAUACCUCAUAAAAUGUAUAAUGUGAACUCUGUUUGUUUGUUUUAUAUGACUUUAUUUUAUCUCAAGCUAGUGAAUUAUUUUCUAGAGCUCUGUGUGGUUGUAAUCUUUAAUCACUGAUGUAUUUCAGUGCAUUAUUCUGCUAGUGUCACGUGCGUGUCCAUCUGUUACAUCUACACAACACACAUCAACCAAUGCCAGCAAACAAUACUGUACAACAUCAGAACUACUGUAACCCACUGUGAUUGUGAGAACAAAUGUGAUUCUUUUUUAAUUGAAAUAGUUUUUCAAUAAACAGUUUAAAAUCA
This is a messenger RNA of Paramisgurnus dabryanus, 3788 nucleotides long. RefSeq names its product caspase recruitment domain-containing protein 10. Lineage: Eukaryota; Metazoa; Chordata; Actinopteri; Cypriniformes; Cobitidae. The record is from RefSeq and is a predicted model, not a curated record. Gene Ontology annotation, molecular function: CARD domain binding. Gene Ontology annotation, biological process: regulation of apoptotic process. Gene Ontology annotation, cellular component: cytoplasm.